AUGACAACAAUGAACAACAGCAACAACAAAACCUCUAAUGAAGAUGCUCUUGAGAAAGGUGUCCCAGAAAACAAGACUCCAGACCUCAUCCAGGGGCAGGCGUGCAGCAGCGGCAGAUGCUGCUCAGUCAGCAGAUCAGCAGGGCCUGCCAGCCCUGAAAUCAGGCAGCAUAGAGCUCAGGGGCCACAGCGGGCGCCUCUGCAGGUGUCCCAGGGCUUCACUGAAUUCACAAUCGAGGAUUUCCACAACACGUUCAUGGACCUGAUCGAGCAGGUGGAGAAGCAGACCUCUGUAGCUGACCUGCUGGCCUCCUUCAACGACCAGAGCACCUCGGACUACCUGGUGGUGUACCUGCGGCUGCUCACCUCCAGCUACCUGCAGCGCGAGAGCAAGUUCUUCGAGCACUUCAUCGAGGGCGGGCGGACAGUCAAGGAGUUCUGCCAGCAGGAGGUGGAGCCCAUGUGCAAGGAGAGCGACCACAUUCACAUCAUCGCACUGGCCCAGGCUCUGAGCGUCUCCAUCCAGGUGGAGUACAUGGACCGCGGCGAGGGCGGCACCACCAACCCGCACAUCUUCCCCGAGGGCUCUGAGCCCAAGGUGUACCUUCUCUACCGGCCUGGACACUACGAUAUCCUCUACAAAUAGGGCUGGCCCUGGCCUCCUGCUGCCCUGUCUGCCCUCCCCUCUGCCGGGCGCCAGACAUGUACAGAAGUUUUUUGUGGUUGUAAAUGGUCAUAUUUCACUCCCUCCUCCACUUUCCCUGUCACGCAACCUUCCACAUUUUAUUAAAGGGGAUGCUGGUGGUGGAAAAAAAAAAUGGAGGUGUUUCUCAACUGGAAAUGCUGGGGAAUAGUUAAAAGCCACGGGAAUUAAACAGAUGACUGAGAGAGACAGACUGACUUGUCAAGAGGACAAAGGGUUUAAUGGAGGCUGCAGAAAGGCAGAAGCAGAGGCUGGGGAGGGCACCACAGCCCAGGCUAGUUUGGCUCCACCAGAUGCAGGCUCAUGGGGCCUUGCACAUAGAAGGGCUCACCAUUGGCUUAAAGUUCUGUGUUAUCAUCCUGAAAUUCCUUAUUACGCUUUUUCAAAAAGGGGCCCCUUGUUUUCAUUUUGCACUGGGCCCCACAAAUUAUAGAGCCAGUCUUGGCCCAGGGAAGACACUGGUCUCAGCACAGGAAGGGCAGCUCUGCUACCUACAUAGUUGGAGAGAGGUGGAGAAGGGUCAAUGCCAUCUGAUGGCUUCUUUGUGAAGCAGAAAGACGCAUCUGUUAUGAGCAAACA
Molecule: messenger RNA, 1281 nt
Organism: Nyctereutes procyonoides (raccoon dog)
Lineage: Eukaryota; Metazoa; Chordata; Mammalia; Carnivora; Canidae
Product: ubiquitin thioesterase OTUB1-like
Exons: 2
Coding region: 1-645 (214 amino acids)
Biological process (GO): negative regulation of double-strand break repair; protein K48-linked deubiquitination
Cellular component (GO): nucleus
Molecular function (GO): ubiquitin binding; cysteine-type deubiquitinase activity
Source: RefSeq, a predicted model, not a curated record